AUGCUUGGUGUUUUUCGCCAAUUUGGCGUUGCUCAAGCACUCCGCGCCUCCGCGCCUCGCACAGUGUCCGCAAGAUGGACUCCUCAACUGUGCAAGUUCAAGCCUCUCGCAACUCAGUCUCCUGUUUUGGUCCGGUCAUUUCAGACUUCAUUCCCUGCGCUGAGGGCCACCGCUCAGGCAGCGGCUGAGGAGACUAACACCGAGUCAGAACUUAUUACCAAGUUUGCGGACUUGCAACAACGUGAACUUAUUGAUGGAACGCUUAUUCGCAAUGUCACCUCCCCUGUCCGCAUGGGCUUGGAGACUAUGACCGAGGUCCAAAGCCAAACCAUCCAUCAAAUGCUUCAAGGAAAUGAUGUCCUCGCCCAGGCCAAGACCGGAACUGGCAAGACACUUGCUUUCCUUCUCCCUACCAUGCAGAAUAUCCUUAAUGAUCCUUCCAUCAACUUGCAAUCCCGGGCCCGCGGAUACAACAAUCGCUCCUAUGUCGAAGCUGAUGAUAUCCGUGCCCUUAUCAUUUCCCCUACCCGUGAGCUUGCCGAGCAGAUCGCCGCGGAAGCCCGGAAGAUGACUCCUGGCACUGGUCUGAUGGUCCAGACCGCAGUUGGUGGCACACAAAAGAGACAGGGACUUCAACGUAUCCAACAGCAAGGUUGCCACCUUCUUGUUGGUACCCCUGGUCGUAUUAAGGAUAUCUUCAGUGAUCGCUCCAACGGUGUCUCCGCACCUAAGCUGAACACUCUGAUUCUGGAUGAAGCCGAUCGUCUUCUUGACCAAGGAUUUUCUGAGGAGAUUGAAGAGAUCCAGGCCCUUCUGCCCAAUCCCGAGCAGGUCACCCGUCAGACCUUGAUGUUCUCGGCCACUGUGCCCAAGGGCGUGAUGAAGAUGGUCGAGCGCACCAUGAGAUCCGACUACAAGACUGUCAAGACAGUUCGCGAUGAUGAGACCCCAGUUCACCUGCGGGUCCCCCAGAGAACUGUCUUCAUUCGUGGCUACGAGAACCGUCUUCCUGCUGUCCUUGAAAUCGCUAAGGAGUACCAGGCCCGUCAGAGCCAAGACUCUAACUUGCGCCCUUUCAAGGCCAUCGUCUACUUUAACUCUACUGCCGAAGUGCAACUGGCCGCUGAGGUUUUCCAGAAGCUUCCCCGCGUCGAGAACGCCAGCACUGGCCGUACUGACCCUGCCCUUGGUCGCAUGAAUAUCUUGGAAAUCCACUCGCGCCUUACCCAGCGCCAGCGAACCUACAGUGCUGACGCAUUCCGUCGUGCCUCCUCUGGUAUCCUCUUCUCUUCCGAUGUAACUGCCCGUGGUAUGGACUUCCCAGAUGUGACCCACGUCAUUCAGGUUGGUCUUCCAUCUGAUCGCGAGACCUACAUCCACCGCACUGGCCGUACCGCCCGUGCCAACAAGACCGGUGAGGGCUGGAUCUUGCUCCAUGAUGGCGAAGUUAAGGAGAUGGAUCACAUGCUUUCAGGCAUUCCUCUCCAGGAGGAUAGCCAGACCCUGCACACUCCCAUGGCAGACAUGUCCAAGGACCUCCACGACGUUUCUCCCGCCGCUCGCACUAUUAUUGAGCAAGUUCAGCAAAGUUCUGCCAGCAUCGGAUCUAUCAUCAAGCAGUCUACUUGGCGCUCUCAGCUCGGUCACGUCUUCAGAACCUUCUCUAGCAAGCGUACCGCCCUUGAGACUCUGAACAGACUUGCCCUUCACGGAUAUGGUCUUACCGAGCCCCCUACUAUUAACCCCGCCCUUGCACAGAACCUUGGUAUCUCCCGUUACCAUGACCUUGUCAAGAUGGAAGGUGGUGGUGGCCGUCGUUCGGACCGCCGCGGCUCUGAGAGGAGCCACGAUAGAGAAUCAUCUGGCCGAAGCUUCGGUCGCCGCUUUGACAACGACGACCGCGGACACAGCUCUCGGGGCUCUUUCUCCCGUCGAUCAUUCGGAAAUGACGACUUUAGCGAACGUCCUCGCAGCCGUCAAUACCGUGACCGAGACAGCAACAGAGACAGCAACAGCCCAUUCGGCUCUCGCUCUCGCUUUUAA
This is a messenger RNA of Penicillium malachiteum, 2043 nucleotides long. It is a transcript of the gene helA, whose product is annotated as putative DEAD box RNA helicase HelA. Gene Ontology annotation, cellular component: mitochondrion. The transcript is spliced from 2 exons. Gene Ontology annotation, molecular function: ATP binding; nucleic acid binding. Bases 1 to 2043 code for a protein of 680 amino acids. Lineage: Eukaryota; Fungi; Ascomycota; Eurotiomycetes; Eurotiales; Aspergillaceae. The record is from RefSeq and is a predicted model, not a curated record.